AUGGAGAGGCUCUUCAGCACUUUGUGCCUGACACAGACCUCGAUGUUUCUCCUGGGAUGUGCAGAGGCUGCUGAAGAAGCAGAGAGGGAAAACCUGAGCUCCCCUGUGCAUCCCCACCAUGCUCCUCUGACUGACUUAGCACAGCGCCAUCCCACCCGGCUCCUACACCUCUUACUCACGACCCACAGCGUGAAAAACACCCUCAGAACCUUGGGAACACCACCUCGUCCCCCAGAGCCGAGAGAUAAGCAGAUAAGCACCCCCCGACAGCCCCUGGGCCUGCAGGGAAUGGCGGGCAGCGCUUCCCCUGCCGGACUACAACUCCCAGGGUGCUUUGCGAAGGCGCCAUGCUUGCGGGCGACCUCGGGGCAAACACCGCCGCCUCUCGCGAGAUCUGCGGCUGCCAUGGCGACGGAGGGGCUGUUCGCGCUGGAGCUGCUGGUGGAGGCCCUGCGGGUGUCGGCUCCGGGCCCCGCGGUCUUCCCGGCCGUGGCCUUGCGCUUCCUGGAUUUCCCCACCCUCUUGCUGCGCCCCGCCGCCUCCGCAUCCCCCCUGCGGCCCGGGCUGCCCUUCCCCUUCGGCCGCGGCAAGCGCUGCCUUUUCCGCUGGCGCCGGGAUUCGUUCUGCGCCGCUCUCCGCCCGCCGCUCCGCGCUCUGCUCCUGGCGCUGCCCUCCGGGAUCUGCCCGGGAAUCCCCCGCCUCCUCGGCACCUGCGGGGUCUCCCUGGCUCCCGCCGCCGCCGAGCUGCUGCAGAAGCCCGGGGCUCCCGCUUCCUGCGGCCGCCGCGCCGCUUUCCCGUUGCGGGACUCCGAGGGCCGCCCUGUCGGGGAACUGGUCCUGAGCUACCGCCUUAGCAGCCUGGAGGCCUCUGAGGUGCCGGCCCCGCCGAGCCCCGACAGUUCCCUUGCUGCCACCUCUCCUGAGCCGGAGGUUGAGGAGGAAAAGGAGGAGGAGGAGGGUGAGGAGCUGGAGGGGAACAUCUUUUGCCCCCCCGCGCUGUAUUACAGCCGCCAGCCCGCCGAGCCUCGUCUGCCACCCGCGGGGAAAUGGGAGCGUGGCGAGGCCUGGAGACCACAGGAGAAAGAGCAGGGCCAGAACUCUUCAUUUCCCACCUCUGGCCCUUCGCUCUUGCACCCUGCCAGCCCUCCCCAGCUCCGCGAUGCCCUGGGGCAGCUGCCGCUACUCAGCGCUUUGCUGGCGGAGCUCUCGGUGCUGACCCAAAGCGCUGCUCCUGCUGCUCUCCACCCUCACCUGGCCUGGCUCUACCAGGCCCCCGGGAGUGUGGGGGGGGAUGCACGGAUCCCCGGUCCCAGCCACUCCUCUUCCUUGAAGCCUGCAGAGGUCCCUGGGAUGCCCGGUGGAAGCAAUGGAUCUGUCAGCCCUCAACAUAAGGAAGGCCGGGAAGAGGCCAGCUCAGCAGGGUCUGGUCAGGCAGGGAGAGGACCUAAGAAAGCUGCAGCCCGAGAAGAGAGAGGCUUGGAAAGGAACAGCAAAGUGAAGGAAAACAGACCUCCCAGAAGGAAACUGUUGUAUGGGCUGACAAAUACACUGAGGCUACGGCUGCAGCAAACCAACCCUGACAAGCUGGUAAUUCAUGAAAGGAGGGAGCAGUACAGGAAAAAGCAAAUGGAGAUCCUGAAGAAGAGAAGCCCUUCAUCCAAAAGAAAACUGCUCAGAAAUGCUGGAGAACGGGGUGUGGUUUCUUCCAAGCCUUCUAGCAAGAGAGAGAGUUCAAAGCAGAAUAAUCAGUCUGAUAAAACAACUGGAGUGCCAUUACAAAAAAGUGCUGUCACAGAGUAUGUUUCCAUGACAGAUGUGUCCUCUGGCCUGCAGAAACAGGCUGCUGAAAGGCUACUGAAGAGCAAUGAAUCUGUAAGCAAGGAGCAUCCAUGCCGAGGAACUACAACCCCCUCAGGGGAUGAACCUGUAUUAAAAUUUGCUCACAAAGCAGAGUAUGUGAAAACCCAGAUCUCAGCAGCUUUCCCAUCAGAUGCUAAUGCAAAGGGAAGUGAUGAGGAAGGGUUGCAUCAUAAAACCACAGACCAUGGUGAUGCCUCUUUUGUGAGUGAUCAUAAACUAAGCCCCAGCAGGAGUGUUGAAAAUAAGUCUGAAUUCCUAUACUCAGAUGACUUUGUUGCUAGUUCUGAAAACACAGUUUAUUCAGAGGAUUUCACCAGUGCUGAGUGUACAGGCAGAGACUCAGAAGCCCUUUACCACAGUCCAGAACCUCUGUACCUUGAAAGCCCAAAGCCAGGUCCUUCAGAUUCAGAGCUGGAAUCCACCAGAUCAAGAAUUUCAAAGCUAAGUCAAAGAGCUGAAAGUACUUCAGAGCUUCUGCCAAUUCCUUCAGCUUCAUCUCCAGUCCAGUCUUUGAAGAGAACUCGUGACUUUAAAAACAGCAAGAGAACUGGGGGUGAAUCUGUUGAUUCACUUAAUCUAGCUGGAAUGGAUGCAUCAGGAUCAGAUGAAGACCAAGAAGCCCAAUGGAUCAGUGAGGAAGAGAACAGGAGGGAUCAGCAUGUUGAAGAAGCAUCUGCACUAAGAAGCAAACAAGUCAGCUCUGAUACCGAUCUGAAUAUAGGAAAGGGGCAGACCUCUGUAGGAAAAAUCCAGGCAGAAACUCCAGUUAGCUCUUCCUUGCCAUCUAACACGUCUGAUUCUGAACUCAGUGCUCUGGAAAACAGUAUGUCAGGCAAAGAGGAUGAUUUCCUGGGAAAACUACACGUUGACAAUCAAUACAAAGACAUCAGUGAACUUGUAAUAAGCAAGCUUCCAGGAUACACAAUGUAAUGACAAGUUUUCACUGAUGUAAGAUGUGAUAUUUAAACUUCAUAAGGCCUACAACAUUCAGCUGCAAUGUGCAGUAGUUAAUUUAAGACUUUAUCAUGUGCAUUUAAUACCUUGGUAAAUUUACUUCAGAGGUUUUAAAAAUAAAGUGCUAUUUGAAUUUCUAA
Calypte anna (Anna's hummingbird) is the source of this 2954-nucleotide messenger RNA. Its product is annotated as microtubule-associated protein 10-like. Gene Ontology annotation, molecular function: microtubule binding. Gene Ontology annotation, biological process: cytoplasmic microtubule organization; positive regulation of cytokinesis; mitotic spindle midzone assembly. Gene Ontology annotation, cellular component: mitotic spindle pole; mitotic spindle midzone; midbody. Lineage: Eukaryota; Metazoa; Chordata; Aves; Apodiformes; Trochilidae. The record is from RefSeq and is a predicted model, not a curated record.